UACGUAAGAUGGCCGCUCCCUCUCGUGGCUUCAAGUCACCCGGAGUGACCCGGGGCGGACGUCUCCCUGCGGCGUGCGCGCUGCCAAACCACCGCCGCUCAGCGCGAUCAGCUCGGAUCGCCGCCACGACGCGGCGCAAUCAAUUAAAUCACCGAUCGGUGAGAUAGGGCGGAUCAAUUAGUAGUUAAUUGGGCUGUCAGUCGUUUCUUGUUGUUGUUGUUGCUGCUGCUGCAUUUGCCAUCGGGGUGAAUGGGAAUCCGCCGGUGUGAACAGCGACCGAUGGUGAAAGAAGAAAUCCCCGCAGCGGAGAUGAGUGCCGGGCUCCCGUAGCAGCGCACUCGCAGAGCAGAGCACCACAGCCAUGUACAACCCACAGCGGCGAGACUUCAUAUCCGUCACUUUGGAUGGUGGCUACAGCAACGCCAAGGCGCCUCGCAGUCAGUCAUGCUGGCGGAGGUGGAAGCGCUUAUCUCGACUGCAGCGGAGCAUCCUUCUCUUCCUCUUCAUUGUGUUGGGAACUGCCUUCGCUGCUUACCACCUCCAGGGAGAAUCCCAUCGCUAUGUCUUGGAGGUUCGCACUUUGAAGCCACACGUUCCCGAUGCUGACCCUGACAGAAAUGCGCAACGCCAGGUCGCCCAGGAACUUAACCCGAAGCCCAAGAAGCCCUUGCGGAGGGGCCCACCUGUUCAAAAGCAGGGCCAGGUUGCCAAGCCCUUGGAACCCAGGGAUCAUGGUUUGGGAGUGAAUUCUUCAAAAUUGAUCGUCGCUGACGGGAAGGAUGAAUCCAAUUUGCAUGGUGCAGUCGCCAAUCAGGAGCCUAAUAAGGUCCACAGCCUGAACCCGCGCCAGCAGGCGGUGGUGGAGGCGUUCCUGCACGCGUGGCGAGGCUACCGUGAGUUUGCAUGGGGCCACGACGAGCUGAAGCCGUUGUCGCACUCCUUCAGCGAGUGGUUCGGCCUGGGCCUCACCAUCUUGGACGCGCUCGACACCAUGUGGAUCAUGGGCCUCGAGAACGAGUUUGAGGAGGCGCGGCAGUGGGUGAGCACCAAGCUGAACUUCGCCAAGAACGUGGACGUGAACCUGUUUGAGUCGACGAUCCGCAUCAUGGGGGGACUGCUGGGCACCUUCCACCUCACGGGAGAUAAACUCUUCCUCGACAAGGCCGUCGACCUGGGAAACCGGCUAAUGCCGGCAUUCAACACGCCCUCCAAGGUGCCCUACUCGGAUGUGAACCUGGGGACGGGUCAAGCGCACCCCCCCAAGUGGACGUCCGACAGCUCCGUGGCUGAGGUGACGAGUAUCCAGCUGGAGUUCCGUGAGCUCAGUCACCUCACUGGCGACCCCAAGUACAAGGGCGCGGCAGACGCGGUGACUCAUCACGUGCUAGGGCUGAGCGGGAAGCUGGACGGCCUCGUGCCCAUGUUCAUCAACACGCACUCGGGGCAGUUCUCUCGUGCCGGCGUCUACACGAUGGGGGCGCGCGCCGACAGCUACUAUGAAUACCUGCUCAAGCAGUGGCUGCAGGGAGGCAAGCGCGAGAAGCACUUACUUAACAGCUACUUGGAGGCUAUGAGCGGGAUGCAGAAGCACCUGCUGGGGACGUCGCAGCCCAACCACCUGACGUUCAUUGGGGAGCUCAUCAGUGGGGCUCUCAAACCGAAAAUGGACCACCUGGUUUGCUUUCUGCCGGGGACGCUAGCGCUGGGAGCUCGGCACGGACUGGACCCCUCGCACAUGGAGCUGGCUGAAAAGCUGCUGGAGACCUGCUACCAGAUGUACCAGCAGAUGGAGACUGGCCUCAGCCCUGAGAUCAGCCACUUCAACAUGCAGGCGGGCAGCACGCACGACAUCGAAGUCAAGCCUGCUGAUAGGCACAACCUGCUGAGACCCGAGACGGUGGAGAGCCUCUUCUACCUCCAUCGCUUCACCGACAAAGUCAAGUACCAGGACUGGGGAUGGGAGAUCUUCCAGAGCUUCCAGAGAUACACACGGGUGGCCACGGGUGGCUACUCCUCCAUAAACAACGUGCGGAGCCCCUCCAACCCGGAGCCCCGCGACAAGAUGGAAAGCUUCUUCCUUGGAGAGACGCUCAAGUACUUCUUCCUGCUCUUCUCCGACAACAAAGCGCUGCUCUCGCCCGACAAGCAUGUGUUCAACACCGAGGCGCACGCCUUCCCCAUCCGCACGGAGGGCUGAGGUGGGGCAGUGGGGAUGGCUCCUCCAGUGGGCCGGUGGGGCCAGGUCCUACUAGGACACAGUCUCCACCAAUCUGCCCGCACACCCGACCCACCCAACCAUCCACUCUGUGGUGACCAUUUGUGGCACCAAUGGCUUAAAUGUCGUUGUCAUCGGGCUUUAAGAAUCCCCGUGUCUUGUAUUGAGUGGAUGGAGCACUGGUGAAUGCUGUGGUGCAUUGAGGAUUCUCGAUUUGGAAUGUAUUGUGUAGCCAUAUCACAAAUAUUGCUCCAAUUUUAUCCAUUUAAGCUGGGGUGCUGAUUUAACAGUAGAAUCUAAUGUUUUGCCUAAAGAGUGUUAAUUCCUAAAUGUAAUGAUAAAAAUAAUAUGCUCCAUUAGAAGAGGGAAAUAACCACAGCUUUGGUGUAAUUGUUAUUUUGUCACAGAGGGGCUAAUGUAAAUUAAUGCUAAUCAUCUCCAGUACUGUGAAUGUAAUAACACACGAACGAAAGUGUUAGCUUCUUUAAUUUAUGGUGAGAAUGUUAUUCAUUGCCCGUUUCGCUUGAUUUCGGAGUGUACAUCGUACCUGUAAGGCACUUAUUUGUUCCAGUUUGUGAAUAUUAAACCAUGUUGGUUUUUCAGAUGGUCCAUAAUUUACAGCCAUUUGUAAAUAUACUACUGCACAAAGGGCUGCUAGAGGCAUGUUGAUCAUGGGCGUUGUUUAACAUAACCUCGCCGUGCUGGUUAGUCAAGUGAUGGGGAGGGUGCCCAGGACCUGUUCAUAUCUCACUCGCUACUGAUGUUAUAGCUGUGGCCAGGAAUCUGACUCAAAUCAUCAGGUUCAUACAGUAAUGCGUAAACCACUGUGUUACCGCUUCACCCCUUGCCGUGUCAACGUUCUCACCUGGAAUGUGCCCAUUCUCAUCCGAUCUUAGAAGCUAAGCAAGUUUGAGCCCGGAUAUUAUUUGGAUAGGUGAACACCAUGCACUAACAAGUUUUCGUAGGGCUGCCAGGCUACACAGUGGGCAGCACAGCAAAAUCGAUUAUUGUGCUGUACUUCUAUGCUCCCACAGAUAUGAUCCCUGCCUUCACCAAACCACACUGAUAAUCGUGGUGAGGUAUGGUCAAACAGCCCCCACUACUCUUGACAACACAGGGGGACCAUCAUCCAGCAGUGGAUUGACAAAGGGGCCAAGCAUACAAUAGCCACAUGUCUUCAAACAGUGACUCCUCACCACUUUCAUAGAUGUAUACAUAUGGGUACAUUAGCAUGCCGGAGUGCUCUAUUAACCCUGAACCGGUUACUCCAUGUGGGUGGAAUGGAGUCAUGAUGUUAGCUUACGGUACAUGAAUAUUUUUUAUUGACAAUUAAUCAAAAUUGUUACUGAAAUCCUUUUAAUGUUAAUGUCAAGGUGUCUGGUUAAUUUUGGGAGUGAUUGUUGGCCAGUUUAUUUCUGUUUACUUAACUUAAUUUUUUUUAUGGGCAAAAAAAACGCCUAUGUUCUGUGAUUGCACAUGGGCACUGGACUUUCAAAUCCAACACUUUCUGUAAAUUAUGAGAAAAUCCAUUCGGGCAAGAAUUGAUCCAGCUUGGGUUUUUUUUCCUCGCCCAAGCCUGCCCAGCACCUUUCAGCCAAAGUUUUGAUCACUUCCCAUUGGGCUUGUAUUACAGUGCUCAUAAUUGCCAGAUGCAAUCGUUCAUGCAGCCUGCAAAGAGAAACCACCGUGGCCCAUGCCUGUUACACUCUGCCGAGUUCAAACUGAACGCGUUGGUAACAAGAGAACCCGAGGGAGGCAUUGUGCAAUGGCAAAACUUUCCGAAAGUUGACCAGGCAUAUAUGAACACUAUGUGUUUGGGUGUAAAUAUUUUCCGGUCAUUUUUGUGCAUGCUGCAGGGGUAGGGGCACUGUACAAUGGAAGCAAUUGAGAUCGAUAUCUCAACUCGAUUGCCAUUCUGUUUGCGUGUUCCCAAAUGUAAUAUCAGCCAAGGUAAUACCUGCAGCGACGAAUUUCGCAGCACCGCGUGAAAUGUUACGGAAAUGUGUCUUUUGUUGUCACGAGUCGCCUUUUUUUUUAUUGUGGUAGCCCUGUGACAUUCUUAGGUUUUUUCGGUAAAGUCACGUAGGUAAAAAAAACCUAAGAAUAUGAAUCCUUGCAGUCACGAAAGCUUCAAAUCUAGCCCUGUGACAGCUUUGCAUUGGCGGUGACGAGGUGCGAUGUUGUGCCGAAUUUGUAACUGGCAGCUUUGCAGCCGAGCAACGAGAGUUCUGGCGUUAAAUUUCAGACGCAAUGAUUUUUCUGCGCACAUUUGAGCCACGCUUAAUUAUAGCCAGCGUGGUCUUAAACCCUUAAUUGCGUGCAACCAAUAAUAACCUGUAGGAAGCGUAAUGCAUACAUCUUGCAUGAUGUGCCAAGGCAAUGCUUUACAGCGAUCUUUCCUGAACAUUCAGAAAUUAGUUUUUUUAACCCUAUACCAGGGGUCCACAACCAACACAACAAGAAGAGAUAUUUUUUUCUUUCAAAUUCGUUAAAAUGUUCUCAAUAUCUCAAGAGCCGGCAAUGCUUGUGUAUACGAGAGGGUCCUUAAAGAGGCCCCACGCGGCACCGAAGCCGCAGGUUGCCCACCCCAGCCCAAUACAAACCUAAAAUAACCCCUUGCCUCUCUACAAUCUAGGUAUCUUAAAAUAAUGGAUUGGUUAACACUUAGCGACACAAACCAAUGAGCAAAUUAACAAUGGCGAACUUCCGUGCAGGGGACGGGAGCAAUUAUCCAGAAAUGUUAAGUGGGUGCAUCAUUUUGAGCUCAAGAGGUUGUCAUUUAAUAUGGUUUUGAUGUCCAGAACCGACAGCACAUCGUGUUUCACAAGUAACAUACACUGUAUAUACUAUACUUGAUUACAUUUAUAAUCACACGGCUGCAAAAUGCCAACUUAUAUAAUUGAGUCUGUGCCAGAUGGUUUAAAAGAAUAAGAGGAGUUCAAAGAGAGCAUUAUAUGUUGAUUUUAUUUUUCUAAGCUCACAGGUGCAGUGAUAAAAGUGAUCUGUAAAUUAAUGCUGUAUAUAAAGGUGUGCAAUUCAUUCUAAUGUGGCUGGGUAUGAUGUUCAUGUAAUUGCUUUUGCUCUACCUUAGAUUUGAAUUUUUGGGGGGAUCGUCUGAACUUGUAUAAUGAAUUUACCUGUCAAGUAAACUAACGUAAGACUUCAUCGAAUUGCCGGUUCCUGCGGGUGUCAGGUUUCCUGCAACUCAUGUCCAACUGAAUUCACAUUACCUAAUGUGGGCAUCCAUUGAUAAAAGUGUGCACAGGUGAAGGGGUGGUGUAGCGGUGUGUGUUUACAGGUGUGAUCACUACCGUUACGUUCACGAAUAAAGACGUCUGUGCUUUGUUCUGCU
Molecule: messenger RNA, 5567 nt
Organism: Lethenteron reissneri (Far Eastern brook lamprey)
Lineage: Eukaryota; Metazoa; Chordata; Hyperoartia; Petromyzontiformes; Petromyzontidae
Gene: MAN1B1
Product: mannosidase alpha class 1B member 1
Biological process (GO): mannose trimming involved in glycoprotein ERAD pathway; carbohydrate metabolic process
Cellular component (GO): endoplasmic reticulum; membrane
Molecular function (GO): calcium ion binding; mannosyl-oligosaccharide 1,2-alpha-mannosidase activity
Source: RefSeq, a predicted model, not a curated record